This is a messenger RNA of Zea mays, 1407 nucleotides long. RefSeq lists its product as uncharacterized. Bases 145 to 966 code for a protein of 273 amino acids. Gene Ontology annotation, cellular component: nucleus. The record is from RefSeq and is marked validated. NCBI's taxonomy places the organism in Eukaryota, Viridiplantae, Streptophyta, Magnoliopsida, Poales, Poaceae. Gene Ontology annotation, molecular function: ATP binding. Gene Ontology annotation, biological process: DNA-templated transcription; regulation of DNA-templated transcription; developmental process. The transcript has 3 exons.
CGCUACUCUCUCCUUUCUCACUACCCCGCCCGUCAAAGCGAGAGCGCCGUAUCACCGGUCUAUCCAUCCCUUCACCGCUGCCUCGACCCGCGCCGAAAGAUACCUUUCCCCCCCUUCCUCUCGCGCCGCCGUUUUGGUGCGACCAUGGCGGCGGAGGGGGAGGCCAAGAACCCGUCCGGCGGUGGCGAAGGGGGUAACCCCCAGCACCAGCAGGCAGUGCAGGCUGCGCCGGCGGAGCCGCCAACGGCACAGGGGGAAGCGGUGCAGGAGGCUGGAGCGCAGGCGACGGGACAAGAGCCGGAGGGGGAGAAGGCGAAUCGAGAUGGGGAGGGAAGCGCGGGGGAGAAGGACGACGGCGCGUGCAGAGAUCUGGUUCUGGUUGAGGAUCCGGAGGUGCUCGCCGUCGAGGACCCGGAGGAAGCUGCAGCAACCGCAGCACUCCAGGAAGAAAUGAAAGCGCUCGUGGCAUCCGUCCCUGACGGUGCUGGGGCAGCAUUCACAGCCAUGCAGCUUCAGGAGCUAGAGCAGCAGUCCCGGGUUUAUCAGUACAUGGCUGCCCGAGUACCUGUGCCUACUCACCUCGUCUUCCCCGUAUGGAAGAGUGUAACCGGUGCAUCCUCUGAAGGCGCCCAGAAGUACCCUACUUUGUUGGGCUUAGCAACACUCUGCUUGGACUUCGGGAAGAACCCUGAACCAGAACCAGGGAGGUGCCGGCGAACGGAUGGCAAAAAAUGGCGAUGUUGGAGAAACACUAUUCCAAACGAGAAGUACUGCGAACGCCACAUGCAUCGCGGUCGCAAGCGUCCUGUACAGGUCGUUGAGGAAGCCGAGCCUGACUCUGCUUCAGGCUCAAAAUCUGCUCCCAGCAAGGCCACCGAAGGCGCCAAGAAGGUUGACGACAAGAGCCCAGGUAGCAAGAAGCUUGCCGUGGCGGCGGCAGCUGCAGCUGCUGUGCAGUCUACGUAAUUGAUGCAGCAUUUUAGUAGUCGCAGGAAGAGCAUGGCGGCGCUGGCAACUAGCGCCUUCUUUUCAUUGCAUGUGAUCUUUAGCUAUAACCUCAUUUAGCACACUCCCAGUGGUGUCCGUGGGAGGAGGAAGCCGCAAGAACUUCCCCCGUAGGGUGUCGACUGAAAAAAUUCACUUGUAGCUGUAUAGUUUGAUCUCUAGCUUUGUCGUGCCUCCGGCCUUCAGGUAGGCGAUGCGGCAUGAUGUUAUAAAUCCUCUCCCAGAACUGACAAUAUCGCAUUGUAACCCAAGAAGCCGGUGCAAGAACCUGUGAAACUGCAUUGAUGCGCAAUUAUGUGAUUCAUCAGUUGUAUAACAAAGUGGAAGAUGCAUAAUUUUAUGCCUCGUGGAGGCUGUGACUAUGUUAUUCUGAUAGUAAUGAGUACGCCAGAGAUUGGAUGU